CAGCAGACAGGGUUUGGGUGUUGGUGUCUGGGCAUGUGAGAGAGUGUGUGUGUUUCAGCUAGUGAGUGUGACAGCUGUUGGGAGGUGCUUUUAGAGGGUUGUGUUGGGGUGAAGUGCGUGCAAGGGGCCAAGAUGUCUGGUGAAGAGGGCAGCUCUGACCGAGGCUUCAGCAGCACGAUGGACAGACUGGAGCGGAGGCUUGACAACAUCAGCUGUCGUUUCAAGGAGAUGGACGAGGCGGGGAGUCUCCUGCUGGAGCGACUGCAGCGCCACAGACAGGCCCAGCAGGACCAGAGACAGGCCCAGCAGGACCAUGCGUGGGCAGCACUCAUACGGGACAGCCUGUCUCCAGAUGAGGUACGCCUUCUCUUCAGCUACGUGUCCGACACACUGCUCCGCUGCCACAGCCGAGUCCAGGAGCGGGUACCAGACUUGGCCCCCGGCCUGCCCACCACGGCCGCCAUCCUGCGCCGAAGACUGAAGAACCGGCGUGUGGAUGUUGCCUGGCGAGCCACCCUAGGCGAACUGGGCCUGGUGGAGGCAGAUGCCAAAGCACUCUGUGGCUUCUUUGUGACACAGGGGUUUCAGUGUGAGUACGAGAGGGUGGGGAGGACUCCAGGCCAGCAGGGGGCGGUGGAGUCCAUGAUUAGGAGGUGUGUGGAGAACCAAGUGCUGAGAGACAGCUUGCUGAGGGCUGUGCAGGUGGUGGAGAAAGGCCAAGCAGGGGUGAUCAAGACAGCAGGAUCUGGAAAGCAGACGCCAUCUAUUUUAGAGCUGAUCAAACAGGCAGAAGGAAGACCGUAGUAACUGAUGCAUUUUGAAAUGAUUGUGGAGAACCGUGCUUAAACAUGAAGUAAACUGUGGUAGAUGUGCGUGUAAUAUAAAAUAUCAGUCAAAUAAAAUCAACACGUUACGUUUAAAA
Messenger RNA from Osmerus eperlanus (European smelt), 922 nucleotides. RefSeq names its product single-pass membrane and coiled-coil domain-containing protein 1-like. The record is from RefSeq and is a predicted model, not a curated record. The transcript has 3 exons. Lineage: Eukaryota; Metazoa; Chordata; Actinopteri; Osmeriformes; Osmeridae. Bases 133 to 804 code for a protein of 223 amino acids.